UGGACGGGCGGCUCUACAGAGAGUCCAGGGGACGGUUGCUGAGCGGGCCUGGGACACCGGGUCGCGGCUCCUCCCGCCUGCCCGUCUCUAAUCCAUCUGCCGGGUCCCGAACAAGCUAACCCGAGCCCGCGCCAGACGGGUGGGCUGGACUGAGAGAAUCCUCUGAGCUGGUGACAGGUGCUACAGGCACUGGGGACGGACAGAGCUAGGGGCCCGAGAGAUGGCGGACGAGGCCUUAGCUGGGCUGGAUGAGGGAGCCCUUCGGAAGCUGCUGGAGGUCACAGCAGAUCUGGCAGAGCGGCGGCGCAUCCGUUCGGCCAUCCGGGAGCUGCAGCGGCAGGAGCUGGAGCGCGAGGAGGAGGCCCUGGCAUCCAAGCGCUUCCGUGCAGAGCGGCAGGACAACAAGGAGAACUGGCUGCACUCUCAGCAGCGGGAAGCCGAGCAGCGGGCUGCCCUGGCACGGCUGGCGGGGCGGCUGGAGUCCAUAAGCGACGUGGAGGAGCUGACCACGCUGUUGCGAAGUGCCGGUGAGUAUGAGGAACGCAAGCUGAUCCGAGCCGCCAUCCGCCGCGUCCGGGCUCAGGAGAUUGAGGCUGCCACCUUGGCUGGGAGGUUGUGCAGUGGGCAUACCAACAGUGGCUCAAGAGAGGACAGCAAGGGGCGGGCAGCACGUAGGCUGGAACGGUGUGAGGUGCCAGAGCGAGAGGAACGGGAGCAGCAGGCAGACGUCCCAGAGUCAACCCCAACCCCUGAGGGCACCAGCCAUGAUGUGACCACAGUGACACUCCUGCUGCAGGCCCCGCCUGGGGGCACACCCGGCUCACCUGCCUCACCCAACAGUUCACCCGCCACUGCCUCUCCUGAGCCUCCCCUGGAGCCUGCCGAGGCCCAUUGUCCUGCAGCUGAGGCUCCAGGCAGCCCUGAGCCACCCCCGAGCCCACCCAACGCCACCAGCCCUGAACCCCAGGAGUCUCCAGCACCCCCCAGCACUGAGAGGCAGGUGGUCAACAAGCUCCUGUCUGGCCCCACAGAGCCCCCUGCUGCCCAGAGCCCCACCAGAGGCCCCUCUGACACCAAGAGAGCAGACCUGGCUGGAUCCCGACCCUGCCAGCGCUCCCUGUCUGUGCUCACUCCCCGCCAGCCAGCCCAGAACCGAGAGUCCACUCCCCUGGCCAGUGGACCUUCCCCGUUCCAGCGGGCUGGCUCUGUGCGUGACCGCGUCCGCAAGUUCACAUCAGAUUCUCCUCUGCCUGCUGGGCUCCAGGACAGCCCACCUCGUGCCGCCCUCGGUUCCCUGACCCCCACAAGGCUCCUGGGUCCCUCCCUCGCCAGCACAACCCCUGCCUCCUCCUCCAGCGGCUCCUCCUCUCACAGUCCCAGUGACACCUCCUCCCGGUUCAGCAAGGAGCAACGAGGAACAGCCCGGCCCCUGGCCCAGCUUCAGAGCUGCCCCCGGGAGGACAGCCCCGGUGGGCGUGGCUUAGCUGCCAGGUCCCUUGAAAACGGAGCAGGGGGGGCCGUGGCCCGCUCAGAGGAGCCCAGUGCCCCGCUGGCUGUGGCCGUGGGCACCGCUGAGCCAGGGGGCAGUAUGAAGACCACAUUCACCAUCGAGAUCAAGGAUGGCCGUGGCCAGUCCUCCACGGGCCGGGUGCUGCUGCCCACAGGCAACCAGAGGGCAGAACUGACACUGGGGCUGCGGGCACCCCCCACCCUCCUCAACACCAGCAGUGGGGGCAAGAACACCAUCACCCAUGUCAGCGGCCCUGGGACCCUGGCCCGGCUGGGCAGUGUCACUCACGUCAGCAGCUUCAGCCAUGCCUCCCCUGGUGGCCGAGGAGGAUGCAGCAUUAAGAUGGAGCCAGAGCCCGCGGAGCCUCCCUCCGCCGCAGUGGAAGCGGCCAACGGCGCUGAGCAGACCCGGGCGGACAAAGCGCCAGGUGGGCGGAGCCCACUGAGCGCUGAGGAGCUGAUGGCCAUCGAGGAUGAGGGAGUCCUGGACAAGAUGCUGGAUCAGACCACGGACUUUGAAGAGCGGAAGCUCAUCCGGGCCGCGCUGCGUGAGCUCCGACAGAGGAAGAGAGACCAGCGGGACAAGGAGCGAGAACGGCGGCUGCAGGAGGCACGGGCCCGGCCAGGGGAGAGCCGUGGCAACACAGCCACCGAGACCACCACGCGGCACAGCCAGCGGGCGGCCGAUGGCUCAGCUGUCAGCACCGUUACCAAGACCGAGCGGCUCGUCCACUCCAAUGAUGGCACCCGGACGGCCCGCACCACCACAGUGGAGUCGAGUUUCGUGAGGCGCUCAGAGAAUGGCAGUGGCAGUACCAUGAUGCAAACCAAGACCUUCUCCUCCUCCUCCUCCUCAUCCAAGAAGAUGGGCAGCAUCUUCGACCGCGAGGACCAGGCCAGCCCGCGGCCCGGCAGCCUGGCGGCGCUGGAGAAGCACCAGGCGGAGAAGAAGAAAGAGCUGAUGAAGGCGCAGAGUCUGCCAAAGACCUCAGCCUCUCAGGCACGCAAGGCCAUGAUCGAGAAGCUGGAGAAGGAGGGCGCCGCGGGCAGCCCUGGCGGACCCCGCACAGCCGUGCAGCGCUCCACCAGUUUCGGGGUCCCCAAUGCCAACAGCAUCAAGCAGAUGUUGCUGGACUGGUGCCGAGCCAAGACGCGCGGCUACGAGCACGUGGACAUUCAGAACUUCUCCUCCAGCUGGAGUGAUGGGAUGGCCUUCUGUGCCCUGGUGCACAACUUCUUCCCUGAGGCCUUUGACUAUGGGCAGCUUAGCCCUCAAAACCGGCGCCAGAACUUCGAGGUGGCCUUCUCGUCUGCUGAGAUGCUAGUGGACUGCGUGCCCCUGGUGGAGGUGGAGGACAUGAUGAUCAUGGGCAAGAAGCCCGACCCCAAGUGCGUCUUCACCUAUGUGCAGUCGCUCUACAACCACCUGCGGCGCCACGAACUGCGCCUGCGCGGCAAGAAUGUCUAGCCUCCCCGCCCGCACGGCCCGCCCGCGGCAAGCUGCCGCCCCCACCCUCGGGCACCGUCCCUCCUUGUGCGCCUGCCCACCGCCGCCCUGUCUGUCGCGACACCCUGCCCCGCACACGCAGCGUUUUGAUAAAUUAUUGGUUUUCAAUGA
Molecule: messenger RNA, 3127 nt
Organism: Lemur catta (Ring-tailed lemur)
Lineage: Eukaryota; Metazoa; Chordata; Mammalia; Primates; Lemuridae
Gene: SMTN
Product: smoothelin
Exons: 20
Coding region: 221-2977 (918 amino acids)
Biological process (GO): actin cytoskeleton organization
Cellular component (GO): filamentous actin; microtubule organizing center
Molecular function (GO): protein binding
Source: RefSeq, a predicted model, not a curated record